This is a messenger RNA of Puccinia triticina, 2259 nucleotides long. RefSeq lists its product as uncharacterized. The record is from RefSeq and is a predicted model, not a curated record. Gene Ontology annotation, molecular function: RNA binding. Bases 1 to 2259 code for a protein of 752 amino acids. Lineage: Eukaryota; Fungi; Basidiomycota; Pucciniomycetes; Pucciniales; Pucciniaceae. The transcript is spliced from 3 exons.
AUGUCCAUUGUCGUCUCAAAAUUGAAGGUGGCACAGCUGAAGUCCGAGCUAGCUGCUCGUAAUCUACCCACCUCAGGACUGAAAGCCGUACUCUCUGAACGAUUACAACAAGCACUCGACCAAGAAGCUCAAGCGAAACAGGAGCAAGUUUCCUCCAUAAAAAAUACUCAGCCCACCCCUCCACCCUCUGAGAAGCGUGCCCGAUCUCCCUCUGAUCUUGAAGAGCUUGCUCGUCCAUCCAAAAUCGCUAACCGGUCUCCCCAUCCUUCACCCCCAAAGGACCAACCUCCUGUCGCCUACCAGCAAGCUCAUAAUUCAACUGUUGAAAAUACCGUGGACUCUCAAAUCGUCAACCUAGAAGAUCCGAGACAGACUAGUAUCAAUCUCAGCCCUCCCGGGGGUGGCGACAAACCGACCAGUACCAAUCCUCUACCAACAGCAAACGAUACUCCAACAUCUAACACUGGAACUAACCUAAGCACAACCAAUAAUGAUCAUCAACCAGUCCUCCCAUCCUCCAUGGAAACUGAAAAUCGUCUGGAGUCAACCAAGAGCCGCGAACCUACUGAAUCUUCACCAAAUCAACUUGCAACUUCUGAAAUUCAUACCACUAUCUCGAGCUCUCUCUUAGAAGACCAAUCAGAACCCCAAACGCUCGAUCAUUCCACUGUUGCUCCAGAAGACUCCUCUCCUGUUGCCCCUAACGCAUCAAUAUCUCGAGACUCACAAACGCAGAACAUCGAUCAAGACGUCCCGACCGACGAAAUCGAACCUGAAAUUGUUCCGUGCCCCGCCAAAGCCGAACCCGAAACGGGUCAGCCGCCUCUCAUAACUGAACCUGAAAGUGUUCCGAACUCUAUGCAAGUUGAGCUUGAAAACGUUCCGAGCCCCGCCAAAAUUCAACCCGAAAUGGUUCAGGAGCCCCCCAGAAUUGAACCUGAAAUUGUUGAGAACUCUAUGCAAACUGAACCCGAGAACCCCACGCAAAUUGAACUUCAACCCGAUCAGAAUCCUAUCCAAAUUGAACCUGAAAUCGUUCAGAAGCCUACCCAAAUUGAAUCUGAGAGUGUUCAAAAGUCAUCCCAAAUCAAACCUGAACAGGCCCAAAAGGAAGCCAUUGAAGACUUGCCUCCCCUUAGCGAUACUAAUCACGGUGAAAACGCCGAUCUUCUUACCCAUGCUCCAUCUCACAUCAUACCUGAAAAAGAUAUCAGUAACCAAAAGACUGCGGCAGAAUCCAAUACCCUACCCGCAGCCAAUGAACCUCAAGCCGAUGAACAUCCUGCAACUCCAUUGCCUGAUAAUAACACUCCUGACAACUCAGUAAGCCCUGCGAAACCUGUCACACAGCUAAAUGAUCACACAGAUGUGGGUGUCGCUUCUGCCCAAUCAUCAGCCGACGUAGAGGUCGCUAAGGCCGAUAGUGGUAAAAUCGAUCCACCGUUACAGCUGGCAUCGAGUACAGCCAAUGGAAUCAAAGAGGUUAAUCAGCCGGUCAACCUGUCACCCAGUCGUCUUGAAAGCAAACAGCAAUCAACUCUAGAUGACGGCGCCACUAACUCAGUAAACGACGUCCAGACACCCGCAAAACAGCCUACAAUUGGUCGGGAUCAGCCACCGUUAACUAGAUCUCUCUACAUCAGCAAUCUUGUCCGUCCUUUGACUGUCCCUCAGUUAAAGAAGAAGUUGUCCGAAUAUGGAGAGAUCACUUAUUUGUGGAUUGAUUCGGUCAAAAGCCACGCCUACGUGACUUUUGAAAACGAUGCAGCAGCCCUGGCGACCUACUCCUCGAUGCAUCAAACCGAACCCUGGCCUCCAGAGACCGGGAAGAUGCUGGUACUGGUUUUCGUUCCUGAUAACGAGGUAUCAAGGCUAGUAGCUGAAGAAGAAGAAGACACUAAAACCCGCAACAGAGGAAGGCUAGCAUUACACGUAGUCCGAGAAGAAAACGGAUGGAGGUUCGAGUUGAGACCGAUGAACAGCGGUGGGAAUGCCCAACAACCCAGAGGACUAGCCAGCUCAACCACUUUGUCCCAAGUCAACUUGGUUAGCUCUUCUCGGACGCUUGAUCCACCGCAUCCCAAAGAAUCUGCCCGCGCCAAGGCCGAAUCAAACUCGACCGAUCUUAAGACCAAUCAGACCCAACUACCCGAUCUUCAAUUCGAAAAACCACAAGAUAACCCGAAAGGUGGACCGGAAAAAUGGUUCAAGAAAACCCAGACUCGGCCUCAUUUGUUUUAUCUACCCUAUGCUCCUUGA